Molecule: messenger RNA, 10333 nt
Organism: Coregonus sp. 'balchen'
Lineage: Eukaryota; Metazoa; Chordata; Actinopteri; Salmoniformes; Salmonidae
Source: the annotation of a GenBank genome assembly
GGUGUUUCAGUCCUUCAGCAUGACACUCGUCUUCCUCCUCCUCUUCCUCCCCCUCUCUCACCGCUCCAAUGCCAUGACUGGUUGCCAUAGUGACCGUGACAAGGACCACCGCCCCCGGGUCAACUGCACGGCAAUCGACCUUAGCGAUGUCCCCGCCAGCAUUGACACGACGACCAAGGUACCGAUAUACGUCUCUAUAACAAUUAAAUGAAAGUCAACUAAACUAGUUGUGCUGUGCUGGCUUUGACCAAGAUUUCAGAAGUUGUCUGGACCGCUGAAUAGGUUCUCAGUCCAAGGAUUGUAAAAGAAAGUUCAGGACAAUACUCUCCUUUACUCUACUAGUAGAGUAGAAUAGAAGCUAAGAUUUAAAGUUGGCUUUUUCUACAUGUAACAGGUAGGAAAUAGCUGUUUUUGUAAAGAUCUUCUCAGAUCAGCCUUGGGAGGUUGAGUAACAAACAAAGCUAUGUCCCUGAUGCCCAACACAUUUAACCUCACCACAGUCCUUAGUAACACAUUUAACCUCACCACAGUCCUUAGUAGCACAUUUAACCUCACCACAGUCCUUAGUAGCACAUUUAACCUCACCACAGUCCUUAGUAGCACAUUUAACCUCACCACAGUCCUUAGUAGCACAUUUAACCUCACCACAGUCCUUAGUAACACAUUUAACCUCACCACAGUCCUUAGUAGCACAUUUAACCUCACCACUGUCCUUAGUAGCACGUUUAACCUCACCACAGUCCUUAGUAACACAUUUAACCUCACCACAGUCCUUAGUAACACAUUUAACCUCACCACAGUCCUUAGUAGUAGUGGCACCUUUCCUAAUAGUAUGUUUAAAAAGUUAAUAGAAAAGUUUAAAAUAACUCACUGUAAACAGCCCCUCAGAGUAUAUGGUUAAUAGCAUAGACUAGAAUCCCCCCCUAUACCUAAGACAGGUUAGGCCUUCUACCCAGAAUCCCCCCCUAUACCUAAGACAGGUUAGGCCUCCUACCCAGAAUCCACCCCUAUACCUAAGACAGGUUAGGCCUCCUACCCAGAAUCCACCCCUAUACCUAAGACAGGCCUCCUACCCAGAAUCCACCCCUAUACCUAAGACAGGCCUCCUACCCAGAAUCCCCCCCUAUACCUAAGACAGGUUAGGCCUCCUACCCAGAAUCCACCCCUAUACCUAAGACAGGUUAGGCCUCCUACCCAGAAUCCACCCCUAUACCUAAGACAGGUUAGGUCCUACCCAGAAUCCACCCCUAUACCUAAGACAGGUUAGGCCUCCUACCCAGAAUCCACCCCUAUACCUAAGACAGGCCUCCUACCCAGAAUCCACCCCUAUACCUAAGACAGGCCUCCUACCCAGAAUCCACCCCUAUACCUAAGACAGGCCUCCUACCCAGAAUCCACCCCUAUACCUAAGACAGGCCUCCUACCCAGAAUCCACCCCUAUACCUAAGACAGGCCUCCUACCCAGAAUCCACCCCUAUACCUAAGACAGGUUAGGCAUCCUACUCCAAGGCAGUGGUAAUGACAAGACAGUUCUGCUUUAAAAUAAUGAAAAUAUAUUGUCUGUUUUAGGCAACAACACAACAGCCACAAUUUCAGUUCAUAGAAUAGCCUACUGUAACCUACCUCAUGUGAAGCCUAGCUUGAAGACAACCAAUGAAAACAUAGGAAACGUUUAAAACUAAAUCACUUGAACUCUCGGCUCUCUUUUGAUGUUGGUAACAAUUAUUUGAUGUCCAUCACUCCGGCGGGUAGCUAGCUAGCAUCACUCUGGCAGGUAGCUAGCUAGCAUCACUCCAGUGGGUAGCUAGCUAGCAUCACUCCGGCGGGUAGCUAGCUAGCAUCACUCCGGCGGGUAGCUAGCUGGCAUCACUCCGGCAGGUAGCUAGCUAGCAUCACUCUGGCAGGUAGCUAGCUAGCAUCACUCCGGCGAGUAGCUAGCUAGCAUCACUCUGGCAGGUAGCUAGCUCAAAUCAAAUCAAAUCAAAUCAAAUCAAAUUGUAUUGGUCACAUGCGCCGAAUACAACAGGUGCAGACAUUACAGUGAAAUGCUUACUUACAGCCCUUAACCAACAGUGCAUUUAUUUUAAACAAAAAAAGUAAGAAUAAAACAACAACAAAAAAAGUGUUGAGAAAAAAAGAGCAGAAGUAAAAUAAAGUGACAGUAGGGAGGCUAUAUAUACAGGGGGGUACCGUUGCAGAGUCAAUGUGCGGGGGCACCGGCUAGUUGAGGUAGUUGAGGUAUCACUCCGGCGAGUAGCUAGCUAGCAUCACUCUGGCGGGUAGCUAGCUAGCAUCACUCAGGCGGGUAGCUAGCUAGCAUCACUCCGGCGGGUAGCUAGCUGGCAUCACUCCGGCGGGUAGCUAGCUGGCAUCACUCUGGCAGGUAGCUAGCUGGCAUCACUCCGGCGGGUAGCUAGCUAGCAUCACUCUGGCGGGUAGCUAGCUGGCAUCACUCCGGCAGGUAGCUAGCUAGCAUCACUCUGGCGGGUAGCUAGCUGGCAUCACUCCGGCGGGUAGCUAGCUAGCAUCACUCCGGCGGGUAGCUAGCUGGCAUCACUCCGGCGGGUAGCUAGCUAGCAUCACUCCGGCGGGUAGCUAGCUAGCAUCACUCCGGCUGGUAGGUAGCAUCACUCCGGCGGGUAGCUAGCUAGCAUCACUCCGGCGGGUAGCUAGCUAGCAUCAUUCCGGCGGGUAGCUAGCUGGCAUCACUCCGGCGGGUAGCUAGCUGGCAUCACUCUGGCAGGUAGCUAGCUAGCAUCACUCUGGCUGGUAGCUAGCAUAACUCUGGCAGGUAGCUAGCUAGCAUCACUCCGGCAGGUAGCUAGCUAGCAUCACUCCGGCUGGUAGGUAGCAUCACUCCGGCGGGUAGCUAGCUAGCAUCACUCCGGCGGGUAGCUAGCUAGCAUCACUCCGGUGGGUAGCUAGCUGGCAACACUCCGGCUGGUAGCACAGCCUGGGAUCGAACCCGGGUCUGUAGUGACGCCUCAAGCACUACAAUGCAGUGCCAUAGAACACUGUGCCACUCGGGAGGCCAGUCAACCUUUUGAUCUGUUCCUGAUUAUGGUGAUAUUAUUUAUCAAAGUGCAGCUGCUACUACUCUUAACCCUUUGGGUGCCGUCUACCAUAGUGCCCUUCGCUUUGUUACAGGGGACAGUUUUAAUACUCAUCAGUCUAUCCUGUAUCAAAAGGUUGGCUGGACUUCGCUAAAGACCCGUAGAUCUCUACAUUACUCCCUUUUUGUUUACAAGACCCGACUUCAUAAACUUCCAGCUUUAAUAUUGCAGAUAGAUUGUAACUUCAAUCAAUGUAAGUGUCUGCAUCACUUCCAAUCCCCCAUAUGUUUUUUCCCGCAAAUAUAUAUAUAUAUACACAUAUACAUACAUAUACACAUACAUAUAAACAUACACUGUACAUACAUAUAAAAACAUAUACAUACAUUUAUAUACACCCCUUCCCUAAUUGGAGUAGACUAGUUACACCCCUUCCCUAAUUGGAGUAGACUAGUGAACAACAACGAUUAGGCCUAAAAUGUACAGCUUAUACAUACAUUUUAUGGACACAGUCAAAUUUACAAUAAUUCUAUUUUGUUUGUUUUUACUCCUGAACUUCCUCUACCCUCAACCUCUCCGAUCAUUUUCAUGAUGUCCAUCCGGUUUGCUUCUAUAUGUCACGAUCGUCAUACACAGAGGACCAAGGCGUAGCGUGGAAUGCGAACAUACUUAUUUAUUAGAGAACUCACGAACAAAACGAUAACGUGACGUCCUUGGUUACAAACACAAACCUUCAACGGAACAAGAUCCCACAACACACUGUGGGAAACAGGCUGCCUAAGUAUGGUUCCCAAUCAGAGACAACAAGCAACAGCUGAUUCACGUUGCCUCUGAUUGAGAACCACACCGGCCAACAUAGAACCAAAUAAACUAGAUAAACACCCUAGCACACAAAACACAUAGAAACCACACACCCUGGCUCAACAUAACAGAGUCCCAGAGCCAGGGCGUGACACUAUAUGCCAUAUCUUUCUAACUGUGCUCUUUCACAAAAGCUCUCAACCUAUAACCUAUAUACUUAUUAUCGGCACAGUAUGCUUUACAUUAGUUAUCUUGUUGUUAUUAGUUGUUGUUAGUUGUUAUUAGUCCCAUCCUUCAGCUCCAUUCAACACCUCCCAUCUAUCUCUUAACACCAUCCAUAUUGGAUUUCUAUUUGCCAUACAUUUUUCAACUGUACUGUGAUGUUUUACAAAAGUUCUGAACCCUUCUAUUCUCAUUGUUUCUACAGAUUGUAAAUUGAAAAUAAACAUUUUUGCUAAAAGUAUUAUUAUAUUAUUGAUCGAUUGACAAUGACUUUUCAGAUCACCCAGUAGUGCUAUCUGCAGGGUUAGCUCCAGGUAAAUAUUGCAAUCCUUUAGCCAUUCCUGGACCUGUGUCCAAAAACAAGCUACAAAUGGACAGUACCAAAACAAAUGAUCUAAUGAUUCUGUCUUUUCGCAGCAAAAUCUGCAGAGCUGGGAAGAUUGUAUCCCCCAUAUAAAUAACAUUCUAUUGUUAGCAAUCAUUUUGUAUAAUCAUUUAAAUUGAAAAAUUCAAAGUUUUGAAUCCGGCGUCAUUUUGCGUAUCAGUUCUUAAACACUAUGCCAUGGGAUCGGUAUGUCAAAAAUCUCUUCCCAACUAUUUUGCAAUCUAUAUGGGACGGCUGUCAAUCCUUUGGUCCUUAAAUGAAACUGGUAUACUUUUUUAUUUAUCACAAUUUCCUUUAACCAAUUAUGUUCUUUAAUGCAAGGCCGACAGACAAGUUCCUUACUUUUUCCCCCUUCCACUUUCCUCUUCCAUUUUUGUGGUAAUGCUGCAAUUAUUUGGUUGUAAUUUUGGGUAGAGCAGACAUUUCCAUAUGUUUUUGUUGGCUGCAUGUGCGACAUAACUCCACCAGUCUUACAUAUGAUAUCAUUUACGAAGAUUAUACCUUUUAAAAACUUUUUUUUUCAAAAAAUAAAGGUUUUUAUUAAUUAGUAUAUUUGAAUUUAACCACAAUAUUUGUUGCAUUAUUUGUUCAGUCGUUUCUGGAGGAUUAAAUUGAAAUUGCAACCAACUUUCUAUGGCUUGUUUUAGAAAUAGUGAUAUUUGGGAGAUUAUUUCCUUUUCAAAUAACUGAAAGUGAGAGUUUGUAAUCUGAAUAAAGUGAAAAAGGCCAUUCUUGGACAGUUCGGAUUUAAGUGUAACUUUUGUAUGACUGAAGCUUUUAGUGAUGGGUCUAAUGCUUUAAUAUUGAAUCAUUUCUGUCCUCCGAAUUCAUAUUCAUUAUAUAAAUAGGCCCGUUUAAUUUUGUCUGGCUUGCCGUUCAAAAUAAAAUGGAAUAUUUUUUUCUCAUAUAAUUUAAAAAACUCUUCGCUAGGUAUAGGCAAGACCAUAAGCAAAUAGGUAAACUGGGAUAAUACUAAGAGUUAAUCAGGGUGAUUUUUCCACAAAUAGACAGGUAUUUACCUUUCCAUGGUAGCAAGAUCUUAUCUAUUUUCGCUAAUUUUCUAUUAAAAUGUAUUGGAGUGAGAUCAUUUAUUUCAUUUGGGAUAUGUAUUCUGAGUAUAUCCACAUCACCGUCAGACCGUUUUAUUGGUAAACUACAUGGUAAUGUAAAAAUAGUAUUUUUUAGUGAUCCAAUAGAUAAUAUAGUACAUUUAUUGUAAUUUGGUUGUAAUCCAGUAGGUUCAAAAAUGUAUCUACAUCCUCUAUGUGGCUGUGGAGGGAUUCAAGUUGUGGAUUUAAAAGAAAACAUGAAUCAUCAGCGUACAAUGAUACCUUUGUUUUUAAACCCUAGAUUUCUAAUCCCUUGAUAUUAUUGUUGGAUCUGAUUUUAAUAGCUAACAUUUCCAUGGCCAUGAUAAAAAGGUAUGCCGAUAGUGGACAACCUUGUUUUACUCCUCUUGACAGUUUAAAACUUUAGGAGAAAUAGCCAUUAUUGACUAUUUUACACCUAGGGUUACUAUACAUGAUUUUAACCCAUUUUAUAAGAGAUUCUCCAAAAUUGAAAUGCUCCAGACAUUUAUAUAUAAACUCCAGUUGUAAUUUUUCAAAUGCCUUUUCAAAGUCAGCUAUGAAUACCAGGCCUGGUUUCCCAGAUUUUUCAGUGUUCUAUUGUUUCCAGUACUUGUCUUAUAUUAUCUCCAAUGUAUCGUCCAUGUAAAAAACCUGUCUGAUUAGAAUGAAUAAUAUCCGACAAUACCUUUUUAAUUCUAUGCGCUAUACAUUUUGCUAGAAUUUUUGCAUCACAACACUGAAGUGUAAGGGGCCUCCAAUUUUUUAAAUGGACUGGAUCUUUAUAUGACUGUGUUUUUGUAUUUUAAUGUGUAUAUAUAUUUUUUGGGCGGGUAUGAUGUGUAUAUUUAUGUUGUAUAUACAGGGCACAUUUGUAAAAGAGACCUAGGUCUAAAUAUGUCUUCCCUGUUAAAAUAAAAGUUCAAAAAUAAAAUUAAAACUCUCCUCUAAUCUACUUUACUCUACUAUACUACAUUAUCAUAAUCUCUCCUGUGUUCUAGGUGCUGAUCUUUCCCCAGAACCAGUUCUCCAGUCUAACCUGGUUCUCCUAUAGUCACUUCCCAGAGCUCUAUGAGAUAGAUCUCAGCCACAACGCGGUUCCAGAGGUUCCCCUGUCCCCUGGCCCAGUUCUCCCUACCCUGGGGGUUCUACGCUUGGUAGGGAACCGCAUUAGAACCCUGCCCCCUCACUCCUUCAGGGCCACACCGGACCUGCUAGAACUCUAUCUGGACCAGAACCUCCUGGAGACACUAGACGACCUGUCCUUCUCUGGGCUCAGACUGCUACAGGUCAGUACGCCACUUAGUUAAUUAGUUGAUUUUUUUAUUGGUUAAUUGUUUGGUUACCUGAUUUGCUAGUCAGUUAGCUAGUCAGUCAGUCAGUCAGUCAGUCAGUCAGUUAGCUACUCAGUCAGUUUGUUAGUUAGCUAGCUAGCUAGUUUCUUAGUUAGCUAGUCAGUCAGUUAUUUAUUUAUCUAGUCAGUUUAGUUAGUAAGUUAACUAGCUAGUUAGUUAUCUAGUCAGUUAGUUAGUUAGCUAGCUAGUUAGGUAGUUAGUUAUCUAGUUAGUUAGCUGGUCAGUCAGUUAGUUUGUUAGCUAGUCAGUCAGUUAAUUAGUUAUCUAGUCAGUCAGUUAGUUAGUUAGUUAGUUAGCGAGUCAGUUAGUCAGUUAGUCAGUAAGUUAGCUAGUUAGCUAGUCAGUCAGUCAGUUAGUCAGUUAGUUAUUUAGCUAGUCAGUUAGUUAGUUAGUUAGUCAGUGAGUUAGUUAGUUAGUUAGUAAGUCAGCUAGUUAGUUAGCUAGCUAGCUAGUCAGUCAGUUAGUCAGUUAGCUAGUCAAUUAGAUAGUUAGCUAGUCAGUUAUAUAGUUAGCUAGUUAGCUAGUCAGUCAACUAGUUAGUUUGUUCGUUAGUUAGCUAGUUAGCUAGUCAGUCAGUCAGCUAGUUAUUUAGUUAGUUAGUUAGUUAGUUAGUUAGUUAGCUAGUAAGUCAAUUAACACCCCUGUUGUUGUUUGUUCUAGAUCCUGGAGCUGUCUCAGAACCGUAUCUCUGUUCUGCCCCCUCUGAUGUUCCGCUCCCUCCCGGCCAUUGAAACCCUGGUUCUAGAGCAGAACCGCAUCAGAACCAUGCCUGACCAGUGGUUCUCCGCCAAACCUGAUGUUCCCUACACCUACCUGUCGCAGAACCCCUGGGCCUGCUUCUGUAAGGUAUGUUCUAAAGUCUGGUCUAGAACUCUGUAAGGUAUGUUAUUUAAUCUAGAACCCUGUAAGAUACGUUCUCGAGUCUAGAACCCUGUAAGGUACGUUCUCUAGUCUAGAUCCCUGUAAGGUACAUUCUCUAGUCUAGUCUAGAACCCUGUAAGGCAUGUUCUCUAGUCUAGAACCUUGUAAGGUAUGUUCUCUAGUCUAGUCUAUAACCCUGUAAGGUAUGUUAUCUAGUCUAGAACCAUGUAAGGUAUGUUCUCUAGUCUAGAACCCUGUAAGGUAUGUUCUCUAGUCUAGAACCCUUUAAGGUACGUUCUCUAGUCUAGAACCAUUUAAGGUAUGUUCUCUAGUCUAGUCUAGAACCCUGUAAGGUAUGUUCUCUAGUCUAGAACCCUGUAAGGUAUGUUCUCUAGUCUAGAACCCUGUAAGGUAUGUUAUCUAGUCUAGAACCCUUUAAGGUAAGUUCUCUAGUCUAGAACCCUUUACGGUAUGUUCUCUAGUCUAGUCUAGAACCCUGUAAAGUACGUUCUCUAGUCUAGAACCCUGCAAGGUACGUUCUCUAGUCUAGAACCCUGUAAGGUACAUUCUCUAGUCUAGUCUAGAACCCUGCAAGGUAUGUUCUCUAGUCUAGAACCCUGUAAGGUACAUUCUCUAGUCUAGUCUAGAACCCUGUAAGGCAUGUUCUCUAGUCUAGAACCUUGUAAGGUAUGUUCUCUAGUCUAGUCUAGAACCAUGUAAGGUAUGUUCUCUAGUAUAGAACCAUUUAAGGUACGUUCUCUAGUAUAGAACCCUUUAAGGUACGUUCUCUAGUCUAGAACCCUGUAAGGUAUGUUCUCUAGUCUAGAACCCUGUAAGGUACAUUCUCUAGUCUAGUCUAGAACCCUGUAAGGCAUGUUCUCUAGUCUAGUCUAUAACCCUGUAAAGUAUGUUAUCUAGUCUAGAACCAUGUAAGGUAUGUUCUCUAGUCUAGAACCCUGUAAGGUAUGUUCUCUAGUCUAGAACCCUUUAAGGCACGUUCUCUAGUCUAGAACCCUUUAAGGUACAUUUUUUAGUCUAGUCAAGAACCCUGUAAGGCAUGUUCUCUAGUCUAGAACCUUGUAAGGUAUGUUCUCUAGUCUAGUCUAUAACCCUGUAAGGUAUGUUAUCUAGUCUAGAACCAUGUAAGGUAUAUUCUCUAGUCUAGAACCCUGUAAGGUAUGUUCUGUAGUCUAGUCUAGAACCCUUUAAGGUACGUUCUCUAGUCUAGAACCCUUUAAGGUGUGUUCUCUAGUCUAGUCUAGAACCCUGUAAGGUAUGUUCUCUAGUCUUGUCUAGAACCCUGUAAGGUAUGUUCUCUAGUCUAGAACCCUGUAAGGUAUGUUAUCUAGUCUAGAACCCUUUAAGGUACGUUCUCUAGUCUAGAACCCUUUAAGGUAUGUUCUCUAGUCUAGUCUAGAACCCUGUAAGGUAUGUUCUCUAAUCUAGAACCCUGUAAGGUAUGUUCUCUAGUCUAGUCUAGAACCCUGUAAGGUACGUUAUCUAGUCUAGAACCCUGUAAGGUGUGUUCUCUAGUCUAGAACCCUGUAAGGUAUGUUCUCUAGUCUAGAACCCUGUAAGGUAUGUUCUCUAGUCUAGUCUAGAACCCUGUAAGGUAUGUUCUUUAGUCUAGUCUAGAACCCUGUAAGGUACGUUCUCUAGUCUAGAACCCUUUAAGGUAUGUUCUCUAUUCUAGUUUUGAACCCUGUAAGAUAUGUUAUCUUGUCUAGUCCAGAACCCUGUAAGGUACGUUCUCUAGGUGUGUUUAAAUAAAGUUGGAUUGUAUUUGAAGGUGGGUUACUUGAAGGAACACCUGGAUGAUCAGGGCCACAACGUGUACACAAGGGUUGGAAUAAUCAUCACCCCGGACGAAGAGAGUGUUACCUGUGUCACGCCUCCCUCCCUGGCCGGCCGACCAAUCGUGGGGCUGGAGGAUGAGGAGUACUGCCCACCUGGUGCCCCACCCGACGCCCCCCCUGGAGACUCUGAACCUGAACCUAACCCUACUCUACUGCCCACCACCACCACUACCAGAACCACCACCACAGCAGCCACAACCACUGUUCCUACUACCACCCCUACUCCUACUACCACCCCUACUCCUACUACCACCCCUACUCCUACUACCACCCCUACUCCUACUACCACCCCUACUCCUACUACCACCCCUACUCCUACUACCACCCCUACUCCUACUACCACCCCUACUCCUACUACCACCCCUACUCCUACUACCACCCCUACUCCUACUACCACCCCUACUCCUACUACCACCCCUACUCCUACUACCACCCCUACUCCUACUACCACCACAGCUACUCUGAAACCCACCACCCCUCCUCUACACCCUACCGACCCCACCCACCUGCCCCCGCUGCCGGGUGAGGUAGUCACAUGGCCCUCCCCCCUUCAGGUGGUCACAUGGUCUUGGCGGGAGAUAGUGACCAUCCUGGUGGAGUGGGAGGAGAGCUGGAAGGGGACAGAGGGGGGGAGGCUCGGGGGAGGGAACAGCUGGGAGCAUCAUGGUCUCUACAGACCAUCACAGGUUACUACCCUCUCACCACACCCCACCACGACCACGACCAUCACACAUAG